Alnus glutinosa is the source of this 1269-nucleotide messenger RNA. RefSeq lists its product as uncharacterized. Lineage: Eukaryota; Viridiplantae; Streptophyta; Magnoliopsida; Fagales; Betulaceae. The record is from RefSeq and is a predicted model, not a curated record. The coding region runs from base 1 to 1269 and encodes 422 amino acids. The transcript has a single exon.
AUGGCUCGUUCUUCUUUUUACAAAAUGCUUCUUAUGGAGUCAUACUCUGAUGAAGAGUUGGAGAUAAUUGCAAAUCUUGCUAUGGAAGAAGAAAUAUCAACAUCACAUGGUCGUCCUAAAAAACGUCGCACAUUCAUCCGGCGUGACCGCUUGCAAGCUGGGGAAGAUCUUUUUCGUGACUACUUUGCUGAACCACCAAUAUAUCAUCACAAAUAUUUUCGAAGGAGAUUUCGAAUGAGUCAUGAUCUUUUUUGCCGUAUUCAAUAUGCGGUUGAAGCCAAAGAUCCAUAUUUUGUCCAAAAAAGAGAUGGUUCCCAAAGGCUCGGUCUUACUUCCCUUCAAAAGAUUACCACCGCAUUUAGGAUGCUUACAUAUAGUGUUACAGCUGACUUUAUGGACGAAUACUUGAAGAUUGGAGAAACCACUGUCGUUAAGAGUCUUAAAAGGUUUGUUCAAGCAAUAAUUUCAAUUUUUUCAGAACAAUACUUAAGGUCACCCAACAAUGAAGACAUCGCUAGAUUGCUAGCGGAAGGCAAAAAUCGUGGAUUUCCAGGCAUGUUGGGGAGCAUUGAUUGCAUGCACUGGAAAUGGAAAAACUGUCCAACUUCAUGGCAAGGUAUGUAUUCUGGUCAUUAUCACGAACCAACUAUUAUUUUGGAAGCAGUGGCUUCAUAUGAUCUUUGGAUAUGGCACGCUUUUUUUGAUUUAUCUGGAUCUCAUAAUGAUAUAAACGUAUUGGAAAGGUCAUUUAUAUUUUCUGACCUCGCUCAAGGGCGUGUUCCUCCUGUUAACUACACCGUAAAUGGUCAUAACUAUAAUAUGGGAUACUACCUUGCUGAUGGCAUAUAUCCACAGUGGGCGACAUUUGUGAAAACAAUUUCAUCUCCACAAGGAAAUAAGAGAAAACACUUUGCUGCAGCCCAAGAGUCGGCAAGGAAAGAUGUGGAGCGGGCAUUUGGAGUACUUCAAGCACGAUUUGCAAUAGUACGUGGGCCUGCACGAUUUUGGAAACUUGAAACGCUCAAAAACAUUAUGAUGACAUGUGUAAUUCUACAUAACAUGAUCGUUAAAGAUGAGCGGACUAAUAACAUAGAAGAAGACUUUGAAUAUGAACAACUCAAUGAACCACUUGAACCAGUGACACUCGGGGCUACAAAUGACUUCAGUGAGUUCAUUCGACGCCAUCAUUUCAUUAGAGACAGGAAAACUCAUUCUCAACUCCAGUUAGACCUUGUCGAGAACUUAUGGCAACUACAUAGCGAGGCAUAG